Molecule: messenger RNA, 567 nt
Organism: Acipenser ruthenus (sterlet)
Lineage: Eukaryota; Metazoa; Chordata; Actinopteri; Acipenseriformes; Acipenseridae
Product: NADH dehydrogenase [ubiquinone] 1 alpha subcomplex subunit 6-like
Exons: 3
Coding region: 31-429 (132 amino acids)
Biological process (GO): response to oxidative stress
Source: RefSeq, a predicted model, not a curated record
CUGCGAGUCCAGGGUGACCUCAUCGGUAAGAUGGCGUCAUCAGCUGCAGCAGCAGCAGCGAGGCUCAGCGGAGCAGCAACCGGCCGGGUUGUGAAGCCGAUAUUCAGCCGGGAUUUAGACGAGGCGAAGCGGCGAGUCCGGGAGCUCUACCGCGCCUGGUACCGUGAGGUUCCGAACGCGGUCUCUGUUUUCCAGUUGGACAUCACGGUGAAGCAGGGAAGGGACAAAGUGAGGGAGCAGUUCCAGAAGAACAGGCUCGUGAUGGACCCCCGAGUCAUCGACAUGCUGGUGAUCAAGGGUAAGAUGGAGCUGGAGGAGACGAUCAACGUGUGGAAGCAGCGGACUCACGUGCUGCGCUACUUCCACGAGACGGAGACGCCCACCCCCCGAGACUUCCUGUCCAAGUUCUACACGGGUCACGACCCCUGAACCCCCCCCCCCCCCCCCACCCCCCGGUGUAGAUACACCCCGAGCUUCUCUCCAUUGCAGACGCACACACACAACUGUGUGUCUCUCUGUGUGUGUCUCUGUGUGUGUUUGUGAACCAAUAAACCAUGGAAACUGGGA